Messenger RNA from Cimex lectularius (bed bug), 2734 nucleotides. RefSeq names its product H/ACA ribonucleoprotein complex non-core subunit NAF1. Gene Ontology annotation, molecular function: RNA binding. Gene Ontology annotation, cellular component: sno(s)RNA-containing ribonucleoprotein complex. The coding region runs from base 233 to 2488 and encodes 751 amino acids. The record is from RefSeq and is a predicted model, not a curated record. Gene Ontology annotation, biological process: pseudouridine synthesis; ribosome biogenesis; box H/ACA snoRNP assembly. Lineage: Eukaryota; Metazoa; Arthropoda; Insecta; Hemiptera; Cimicidae. The transcript has 8 exons.
UUAUUUAUGAAAUACAGUUAGUUACAAUCUGAUCGGACAUGUAAGACCAUGUUAUCCCAGAUAUAUAAAAAAAAUCUAUUAUUGUAAUCACGUGGUUUUAAUGUUGAACUCGGUGGUGUUAACCCUGGUGAUUUUAUUUAUCACGUAAAUACAAAUUCAAUUCAACAGGACUAAAUAGAGGCAUUUAAGAAUCUCCCUGUAUAACUUCAUAUACUGCAGACGACACUGAAUUAUGGAAGGAGAGAAUCAAGAGAGUGAAAAUGAGCACAAAGAAAAAUCUAUUGAAGAAGAAAACAUUAUCACCAAAGAUAAAGUUGAAGAAAAGGCAAUAGAAAACCAUUUAGAAGUAGAAAUUGACAAAGAAAAAGAAUCCAUUGGUGUUUCAGAAAGUGUUAAAAACAGUGAGCAGAUGAUAACCGAAGAAGUAAAGAAUGUCUCGUCUGAAGUGGAAUUGCCAAAAAAUGAAUCUUUGUCUGUCAUCUCAACCUACAGUGGAGAUGAAGAUACUGAGAGCGAUGACAAUAGAACUGAAACAGUUAUGACAAAGCCUAUUGGUGACAUCAGUGAUCCAGUCGUUAGUGACAAAGUUCCAAUUGUUAAAAGUCAAAAAUCUGGAUUUUCCAAACCCCAGUCUUCCUCUUCUUCCUCAUCAGAAACUUCUGAAGAUUCAUCUAGUUCGGAUGAUGAAAAUACAUCGUGUGAUUUCUCUGACUCUGAAGUAAUAACUCAAAAUCGCUUGGGACCUAAUAAAAAACCUCCAAUGAAAAAAGAUCCUUUGGAAUUGGACAAUUUACCGCCUAUAGAAAACCUUCAAAUUUCUGUUAAAGAGGAAGAAUGUAUGCCAAUCGGAAAGGUCUUUUCUAUCGUCGACAGAUUGUUGGUUAUUGAAUCAUUUGCGGACACGCCAGCACUGAUGCUUGAUACAAUUUUGUUCAAUCGUGACGGUCAACCGUUAGGUCAAAUUUAUGACGUCUUCGGCCAUAUCAAAAAGCCUUUUUACAGCGUAAGAUUCAACAAAAAUGAAGAUAUUGUGAACGCCGGCCUUGAAGUCGAAAAGGUUAUUUAUUGUGCGCCAAAAACAGAACAUACAAAAUAUAUUUUCACCAGCCAGCUUUUAAAGGAAAAGGGUAGUGACGCUUCGUGGAUUAACAAUGAGGAGCCUCCUCCACAAUGCCUAGAUUAUUCUGAUGAUGAACAGGAAAGAAAGGCUAAACAAAAAUUCAACAAUAAAAAGAAAAAUGAUGAUGAUGAUGAUGAAGUAAUAUUGGUAAAAGUUGAGCAAGGUGAUUCACCAGCUAGGAAGAGGUAUCUCUCUUUUGAAGAACAGAUGAAUAGAAAUAAUACUUUAAGGACCAAAGCCUACAAGAGAGCAGCAUCUUCAAAUGAAAAAACUUGGGAUGGUGGAUGGCACAAUUACAAAAGAAAUUUUGGUAGCGGGACAGCGCCUUUACCUGAUAGAAAUAGGGAAUAUUCUUUUGUAAGAGGAGCAACAUAUAGAGCCUCACCUCCUGGAAAUCAUCAGUGGCUUAACCAACAGUUUUCCCAACAGCCGAACCAGCCGAGAAUGAGAUCUCAGCCGUUAUUCCAAUUUGGAGGAAAUCCUUCAUUCACCCAGCCACCAAUGGGUCAGAAUUUCCCUAGAGUCGGAUACAGGUCACAGGGGCUUCAAGGAACUUGCUCACUGGGCCCCCCUCCUCAAGGUUUCCAAUCUAGGCAAUCUCCUCCGCAAAUGUUUCCGCAGGCGCUUGCGUCUCAAAGUUACGGACCGGUAAAUACUUAUCCAUUAAACCCCGGGUCACAAACCCAUCAGCAGAAUUUUCAAGCUUCCCAUUCCAGCCAAGGGUUCUCGCCUAUGAGCCAAGUUUUACCUUCACAGCCUGUAUUUAGAGGUGGUGGGCCCACUUCCUCUAUAAGACCGCAACAGUUCCCACCUUUCCCACAACAAAAUUACCAACCACCACAGUUUCAAAAUACAUCUGUUCAAUCUUUCCAAUCGACUAACCAAAGUCCAAAAGUGCCAAGUUUUCAAAACAUGGGGCCUAACGGACACCCUACUCAAGCUUAUCAAUCAAGUUUACUUCAAUCAACCGAUAAUCAGGGUCAAGCAUCUUUUCAACCUCCUUCCCAUCCGAAUAACAACGCCUCGAACUUUACCCAGAAUCAGUCACAGCAGGUUCCUCCUCACUGCAAAUGUUUCCAAUCUAAUCACAGACCACCACCAAUUCAAAAUCAAGGGAGCAGCGUACAACAUUACCAACCGAGAAUCCCUUUUAUUCCUGGAUUUGUUUCAAGUCCUCCUCCUCCGCCAUUGCAAUUCCGGCCAAACAGUGGUUCUUUUAAUGUAACUUCCCCUCCACCUCCGCCAUUUUCUUCUUUCCCGCCACGACAACAAUUCCCUGUCCAGUUCCAAUUCAUGGGAAAUGGAUCUCCACCUUUUAGGAAUUCUUCUCCCAAUUUCCGAAAUGCCCCUCUUCCUCCUCCACCUUGAUCUCAUCAAGUUUACUGACUGUCAGUUUGUACCUAUUGUUUUCACUGUGAUCGCUUUUAAUGCGCUUCUGUAUCAUGUUAACCACUAAAUCUUUGAUAUUUAGAAAAGGUUUAUGUAUGAUGGCUAGAAAUAUUUGGCUGCAAUUACAUCGGUUAGGUAAGUUUUAUGUAGCUAUAAAUUUUAUUUUUAUUACAUGUAUUUAUUAAUAAUUUAAUAAUGACGUAACAGCAUUAUUGUUAUUUGUAU